Messenger RNA from Malania oleifera, 2455 nucleotides. Its product is annotated as trihelix transcription factor GTL2. Bases 426 to 2324 code for a protein of 632 amino acids. The transcript has 2 exons. NCBI's taxonomy places the organism in Eukaryota, Viridiplantae, Streptophyta, Magnoliopsida, Santalales, Ximeniaceae. The record is from RefSeq and is a predicted model, not a curated record.
UUAAUUACACCAUCAUCCGCAUCAGCCCCUGCAUUGGAUUCUAAGGACCAUGAUCUCAUUUUUUUUCAAGCAUCAUUAUCCAGCCCAUGACGCCACUCCCAUCCCCGGGCGCUUGCCCCCCACGCCCCAAUCAUAGCUGCCCAGUCCCCUGUAUACUCCCCCCUCCCCUCAUGGGUGGGGACUAGCAUUUAUACAAGACAAAUCUCCUUCAAGGAUGAGAGAGAGAGAGAGAGGGGGAGAGGGAGAGGGAGAGGGAGAGGGAGAGCACUAGACUAUUACUAUAGCUAGCUAGCUAUAGGAUUGUGUGUUUUUGGUAUGUUGGGCUCCUUGGUGCUGACAUUUUGAUUUUGCCAUUUUACAGUGAGGAGGUAAAGGUGAAGGCUUAGUCCAAUUCCAAUUCCAAUUCCAAUUCCAACUCCAACAACAUGUUUGAUGGAGUGCCUACAGAGCCCUUCCACCACUUCACCACCACAGCUUCAUCAAGAGAGAGACCCUCUCUGUCUCUCCCAGCUCUCAGCUUCCGUGGAGGAACCACCCCCGCUUUCCCCACUUUUGAUCCUUACCCCAUCGCUUCUCAUCACCAUCAUCAUCAACAGGCUGCAGUGCUUCAUGGACAGCAGCCUGCUCACAGCCAGCUUCUUCAUCACCACCACCCAUUGCACCAUCACUCUCCCACUCAGAGACACCAUGGAGAGGAGGACAGCAGCUGCAGGUUGCUCUCUGCUACUACUUUAGAGCUCGAGAGAGAUCAGUCAAUUGAUCCAUGGUCCGACGAAGAAGUGCUAGCUCUCUUGAAGAUCAGAUCUAGUAUGGAGAAUUGGUUUCCAGAAUUCACUUGGGAGCAUGUCUCUAGGAAGCUUGCAGAGCUUGGGUUCAAGAGGAGUGCUGAGAAGUGCAAGGAAAAAUUUGAAGAGGAAAGCAGAUACUUCAACAGCUGCACUAAUUACAGCAAAAUCAACCACAGGUUUCUCAGUGAGCUUGAAGAACUAUAUCAUGGUGAUCAUCAUCAAGACCCUCCACAUGAGGUUUUAGCUGAAAAGAGCCAAAAGAUAGAAAAACCAUUAAGCACUGAAGAAGAAGAAGAAGAAGAAGAAGAAGAAGAAGAAGAAAAAGAAGAAGAAGAUGGUGAUGAUGACAACAUGGAAAAAAUUUUGGAAGAAGAUGAUUUCAGAAAUAAAACUGCAGUUGGGGGAAACCCAGUUCAGGAAAUUAACAAGGAAGAGGCACUGCCAAAACCCAAAAGCAAGAAGAGAAAGAGGAACCACAAGUUUGAAAUGUUGAAGGGCUUCUGUGAGGAUGUUGUGAGGAUGAUGAUGGCUCAACAAGAAGAAAUGCAUAACAAGCUUCUGGAAGAUAUGGUGAAGAGAGAUGAAGAAAAGCUUGCGAGGGAAGAAGCCUGGAAGAAGCAAGAGAUGGAGAGGAUUAGCAAGGAGAUUGAGAAUAGAGCACAUGAACAAGCCAUUGCAGGCAACAGGCAGUCCACCAUCAUUGAACUAUUGAAGAAAUUCACACCCACUUCUUCCCAAAAUCCUCACUUGGAAGGAAAAACAAUUGAAGAUCUUCUUAAGGUGCCAAACAGUGCCGUAACUCCCCCACAAAACCCUCCUCUCACAACUCAACCAAGCACUCAAACCAUAGUAGUUAACGAAACCUCACCAACCCAAAACCCAUGUUUUAGCCUUGAGACUACUCUCGACCCAUGCAUUAAUCCAAGAGUACCCACUUCACCUUCUCCAGCCCCAUCUUUCGAAAACCCUAAUCGGAUCCAUAUCCCAAACAACCCAUUACCACCCAAUACUAUUUCACAUUAUCCCACACACCCAAAACCCCCGCAAAACCCUAAUGCUUCCACCAAGGACAGAGAAGACCAUGGCAAGAGAUGGCCAAGGGAAGAAGUGCUCUCACUCAUAAACCUCAGGUGCAGUCUCUACAACAGCAGUGAAGAGAGAGAGAGUGCAAAUAAGGCUCCGCUGUGGGAGAGAGUGUCACAAAAAAUGCAGGAGCUCGGUUACAAGAGGAGUGCAAAGAGGUGCAAGGAGAAAUGGGAGAACAUAAACAAGUACUUCAGGAAAACUAAAGAUGCCAACAGGAAGAGGUCUCUUGACUCUAGGACGUGUCCUUAUUUUCACCAGUUAAGCAGUUUGUACAGUCAAGGGAAGCUUGGGGCGCCCUCGGAUGGGCCGGAAAACCUCUCUACUUCAUCGGAAAACCAGUCAUCCUAUCAUCAAGGUGGGUCUAGGACUGAUGCAAGUAAUAAUAUGCAUGUUGCAGAAGGUGACGAGAAGAAUGUGGCUCAAGCACCAGCUUUUGAUUUUGAAUUCUAGUUUUGCUUUUUUGCGUUUGCGGGCUUUUGAGAUCAUAAAGUGCUACCUUUUUCACCAGUAAACAUGAAGUCCUACCUUUUUGACAUACUUCUUAUAUAUUUUCAAUAUAUUUCUUCUGGUUCAACGAGGCA